ACACAAUAAUUCUUAGUUCUGCUUGCUUCAAUAAUGGAUAAAGCUUUCGAGAUUCAAAAAAAUGUUCGAGAUAAUGCUAAGACGCUGCAAACGUACUUGACAGAUUUGCAAAAUUGGGAGAUCGAGAUGAAACGAAAGGAGGCCGCACUCAACGGCGAGUUUGAGCAGGAUUUACCACCCGUUCGAAGCAAGAUAAAGAAGGAAAAACCACCUGUAGUGAAGAAGGUACCAGAAAAACGAAUUCCAUCGCAUGAUUAUAAAUCCUGGGAAAAAUUUGAUGUUGACAAAGCAUGCGAGGAAGUAGAUAUGGAAGACAUUGGACCUGUUUCUCUUGACAGCAAGAAAAGUAAGGAUGCUAAACUGGAGAAGCUCAGAGAAGAGGCUCAACAUGAGAAAGAGAGGGGCAAUGCAUAUGUGAAGCAAGAAAAGUGGGAUGAAGCUAUAUCCUGCUACACCAGAGCUAUUGAGCUGGUCAAAGAUGAUGCUAUAUAUUACGCCAACAGAGGGCUCUGCUAUCUCAAGAAAGACAGUUUACACCAAGCAGAAACAGACUGCACCGAAGCCCUACGCCUCGACCCCACCUACGUGAAGGCGCUCCAACGCCGCGCCACCGCCAGGGAGCGCCUCGGGUCCCUCCGCUCAGCCUCGCACGAUCUGAUUGAAGUAUUGAAGUUGGAACCUAAAAAUAAUGCGGCUAAGAAACAAUUGGAUACUAUCAAAGCUAGAAUGGGCACUAAAGGGGCCAAGUCAAAGUCGUCUCCAUCCACAACACCGAUUAUCGAGAACAAGUCUAUAAUGAAACCCCACGGCCAAGUCAAGAUCACGGAGCUACCGGACCAGCCUAAAGUGGAGGAGGUGGUCCCGAAAGUCAUAUCGCCCGAUGAGAAGUGGAGAAAUGGUGAUGGUGAACCGAUUACUGUGAUCAAACCAGUGAAGAAACCACCGCAUUUGAGGUCAAAGAGAAUGCUCAAACCUGUUCAAAUCAAGGAGAUCCCCUUAGGCAAGGUGUCUGCUGAAAAUGAAAAAGCUUCAACUCGCAUGAAGAUUAUAGAAAUUGAAGAUGAUAAGGCGCAUGGUGACAGUAACAAUAAUGAUUCAGGGAAAAAUGUCGGCCCUCUUUACAAUGGAGACAAAGGCAAAGGAGACGGUAAACUAGCUAGUCCAGAAUCUGCGAAACUCAUCGCGGAAACCAUAUUCAACGAGAAGGAGAGUUUGGAUAAAAUGGUACCUCCAGUCAAUAGUGUUCAAUUCAUGACCGGAUGGAAGUGUCUCAAAGGACACGAUUCGGCCAAGAGCCAUUAUUUAAGUAUUAUAGAACCAUCUAAAAUCCCGUCCAUCUUCGAGAACGCUCUAGAAAGUGACAUACUAUCGGAUCUUCUGCGCGUACUAACGAAUUAUACGGAGAAAUAUAAGGAGAAGACUGUGAAGGAGUAUUUGAAAAAUAUUUGCAGGGUGAAAAGAUUUUCCGCUCUGGCCAUGUUCUUGUCCAACAAUGAUAGAGAGCACAUCGAAAAGCUACUACAUCACUGUGUGGUUAAUGAGGCCGCCACCGACGAAGAGAUAGCAGAUUUGAAGAACAAAUAUGAACUCUAAGACUUGUAUUGUAGGGUAGUUAUACAAUUGUAGAUCAAAUAAUUAUAUUAUUAUUGCUUGGACAUUUUGGGACAUUGGUUUUUUACGGAUUUUCAACCCUUAAGCGUUUUAUAAAUUAGAGAUUCUUCUUUUAGGCGAAGGGCUAGCAAUCUGUCACGUAUCUCAAUCUCAAUUCCAUUAAUAAUCUAUUCGGCUGAAUGUCGCCUUCGAGUCUUAUCGACGCUGUUGGUUCUGUCUACCCCGUAUGGGAUAAAUACAUUAUAUUGCCGUGCCGUGUGGUUCCCGGCACCAAUACAAAAAAUAAUAGGACCACUCCAUCUCUUUCCCAUGGAUGUCGUAAGAGGCGACUAAGGGAUAGGCUUAUAAACUUGAGAUUCCUCUUUUAGGUGAUGGGCUAGUCACUAUUUGAAUCUCAAUUCUAUCUUAAAGCCAAAUAGCUGAACGUGGCCUAUCAGUCUUUACAAGGCUUUGUUGGCUCUGUCUACUCCGCAAGGGAUAUAGAUGUGAUUAUAUGUAUGUAUGUAUGUAGUAUAUAUGUUGCGAUGAAGGAGAACAACUUGAUGGUGUCUUUAGUCCUGAUUACAUCUUCAUCUCCCUGGAGAGGAGUCCUGGGCACGUGUUUGAUGAUGAUGAUGACCAUUAUUCUUGAUUCGGUCAGUUUCUUACACGAAUCGACGCCCGUCUGACCUCCGUGACCUUUGUAAGGAACCUAAUCCUUGUGGCAUCAUGGUUGCAUCCAGUUUCCUAAAUGUGCAGGUUACCCCACGAUGUUUUCCCUCACCGUGAGAGCAUCGGUUGACACUUAAACUAAUGUACAGUCAAAAGCACAUCAAC
Molecule: messenger RNA, 2427 nt
Organism: Amyelois transitella
Lineage: Eukaryota; Metazoa; Arthropoda; Insecta; Lepidoptera; Pyralidae
Gene: spag
Product: RNA polymerase II-associated protein 3
Exons: 10
Coding region: 34-1593 (519 amino acids)
Molecular function (GO): protein binding
Source: RefSeq, a predicted model, not a curated record